GAGAAGAGGGUACAAUUAUAAUUUAUAAUUGGAGCGAAGCGGAAAACCCUAGCCAGCAGUGCUCUUUUGUUAAGCUUUAAACCCCCAAAGUUGCAGAACAGAACCAACGUCCUUGCUCACGCAACGCAACUUCAAAACUCAGACAUGGUUUGGUUUCAAUGCGAAGAUUGUGGAGACAACCUCAAAAAACCCAAGUUGUCUAGCCACUUCCGAACUUGCUCCGCCUACAAAUUGUCGUGCAUUGACUGUGGUGAAAUAUUUGGGCGCGACACCGUUCAGGAUCACAUGCAGUGUAUCACAGAAGCGGAAAAAUAUGGUCCAAAAGGCCAAGGCAAAUCUUUGAAUGUUGCAACAGCCAAGCCAAAUAAGGAUAGCAAGGAAAGGCCUGAAGUUGAUAUUAAUGUGGGGUUAUCUGAGCGGCCUCCUUGGUUCUGUAGUCUAUGCAAUACUAAAACUACAAGUAAGCAAACACUUCUUCUCCAUGCUGAUGGAAAGAAACACAGGGCAAAGGCCCGAGCAUUCCAUGCUUCAAAGCAACAACCUGUUGAGGCAGACAAAUCUUCCCCUGAUGCUAAGGUUGUUGCGGAGACUGCUCCUAAUGAUGAGGCAAGAGACAACAAAAAUGUUGAGCUUCCAAAAUUGCCAGAGUCUGCUAAACAAGAUAACUUGAAACCAGGGAAUGAAAUUUCUUCAGCAAAGAAAAAGAGGAAACUUGAUGAAUUGGAGGAUGACCUUGUUAAAAAGAGCAGGAAUGACACUUCAGUUGACAUGGGAAAUGGAGAAGUAAUUCAGGGUGAAGAAAUAAAAGGAGAGAGCAAUUUGAAGAGAAAAGGGAUGUUGGAAUCUCACUGUACAAGUGCUGUAAAAAAUAAGAUAAAAUGGAAGAAGUUUAUCAAAUCAGCCUUGAAAUCUCAUCCUGAUGGAAUUUUGAAGAUGAAGAAACUGAGAAAAGCUGUUUUCAAAGAACUGCAGGAGUCUGGCAUUGUAAUGGAUGAAGCUGAAAUGAGUGAGGCGCUUGAGCAGAAGAUCAAUUCCAGCUCCAGAUUUGCAGUUGAGAACAAGUACGUGCGAUUGCUGGCCAAAGAUUGAACUCUAGUUAGCAUUCUUAUGGCUAGGAGUCCAUGCAAUUUUGAUUUUUAUUGAUUAUCUUGCUGCUUGCUGGACGUUCAUUUAUAAAAAAAAAAAUCCCCAUAUAGAGAAAUUUUGUGAACGGAUGCUUUAUUAAUUGUUGCUUUGUGCAAAUAUUCUAUUAUUAUCAUGUAGGAAAACCAAAGAAAAUAUUGAGGCAGAGAGAUCGAUUGAUUAUUAUGUUGAAUUACAAUCAAGUAGUUGAGAUUA
Molecule: messenger RNA, 1338 nt
Organism: Cajanus cajan (pigeon pea)
Lineage: Eukaryota; Viridiplantae; Streptophyta; Magnoliopsida; Fabales; Fabaceae
Product: zinc ion binding protein
Biological process (GO): negative regulation of transcription by RNA polymerase II; rRNA processing
Cellular component (GO): nucleolus
Molecular function (GO): DNA binding
Source: RefSeq, a predicted model, not a curated record